ACAGCGAGUGCUGUGGAAAGUGUUGACCGGUGGAGCAGGCAGCCUGCGCUCCGUCCCGUCACUGGGAAGGUAUCUCUCCUCGUUGGCCCUGGGAUCGCCCGGAGGGAAGUCCAUCCGCAAUGGCUGCCCUCUGCAGCCUCCUCUUCGUCCUCUCCUCCUCCCUCUGGGUUACCAGCUCCCUCUCUUACCUCGACACGCUGGGAGACGACAGCGAGGAUGAAAGUGGGACGUGCCGUUGCGGCAGGGAGCUCUCUCGCUGGGACAAGGUCUUUGUGAUGCUGGAGGACUCUCAGAUGCGGCAGAGCAUGCUGCUGUCGACCGUGCGGGACACUCUGCCCGGCCUGGUGGGGGCACUGCGGGCGGAGGUCCGCCAGGCCGCGCAGCUGGGGCGCGAGUGGCCGGAGCUGCUGAGGCUGGCGCGGGGCCUGGACCACAGGCUGAGGGCGGUGGAGGGCAGGCUGGAGAGGGCGGCCUCCCCAGGGUCGGCCCCGGGUCCUGAGGUCGAGCCGGGCGGCUGCCCGGGCCUGGGGGAGGAGCCGCGGCAGGACAAGGCCGGGCUCGGGGCCCCCAAGCCUCAGGUUGCUAUGGAGACGCCGGAUGAGGAUCUUCCCGCAGGGUGCCAGAGGACGAUGGCGCUGACCACGCUUCAACCUACGGCUUUUCCGGUGGAUGGCCGCGACCUCCUCGCCUUCACCACCUGUCUUUGGGCAAAACUGAGCGGUGUGACGACGGGGAAAACGGUCCUCCUUACCUACUGCAGUGAAGGCGCCAGCACCCUGUUCCAGCUGUACCUCAGCCGAGGCCUGGCGUUCUUUGCAGUGGGUCCGGCGGAGGUGAAGGCCCGCGCGGGCCCCAUCGGGAAGUGGGCGCACUACUGCGGGAUCUGGGAUGGGGCGACGGGGAACGCCACGCUGGUGGUGGACGGGAAAGCAGCCAGAAGCAGCCCGGCAACCGGGGCGCGCGCCAUCCCCAGCGGAGGAGCCGUGCGGCUGGGCGGGGGCUGCCGAGUGAGCGCCGAUCCUAGCCCCUUCGCCGGAAAGCUGGCUGGGUUCAACCUGUGGGACACGGCCGCCCCUGGGUGGGACGUUGUCCGCUUGCUGAGGAGUGGAGGGUGCCUGGUGGGGAUGGGGGCCUCUCGGGUUAGACUCCACCCCACUAGACCACCAUCCAGGCCCAGUGCUUGAGGGAGUUUUGUGUCACUACCACACAUGAAGUGUACAAAGUACUAUCUAUGCUACUUACUGCCCUUUUUGCUUAAAGGAAAGACACAGCAGUUACUUCAAGGAAAAAGUAAAAAAAAAUGUGCCUUAUGGUUUUAAUGAUCCUGAAUCUGGUCAAGGUGACCAUUUUGAAAAGUGGUCAAGGCAGCCAUUUUGUGACCUCUGCUCCACGUCCCUGGCUUAUAUCAUGCUAUGAACUUGUUAACUAAUUAAACCAGUAAUUAAAACACCUAACUAAACUAGUCCCUUCUGCCAACAUAUUCCUCCAUUCUCUGCAUAUUCAUGUGCCCAUCUAAGAGUUUCUUAAAUGGUUCUGUUGUGUUUGCCUCCCCCACCACCGCUGGCAGGGCACUCCAGGCGCCCACCACUCCCAGGGGUGGUAGUGGAGGCAAAAGGCUACGAGAUGUUGUGCCCACUGGCGACUGCAGCCAUUCUACGGGUUAGGAUACGGCUUGACCAAACGUGGGCAGGGUGAGGAAGGGCCACUGUUUCCCCAAAGAAGAGAAGAAUCCUAGUUGUGGUUGCCAGAAGUUAUUUUAUGCACCAUCUA
Molecule: messenger RNA, 1770 nt
Organism: Pristis pectinata (smalltooth sawfish)
Lineage: Eukaryota; Metazoa; Chordata; Chondrichthyes; Rhinopristiformes; Pristidae
Product: pentraxin-related protein PTX3-like
Exons: 3
Coding region: 120-1184 (354 amino acids)
Biological process (GO): innate immune response
Molecular function (GO): complement component C1q complex binding
Source: RefSeq, a predicted model, not a curated record